AUGCCCGCGCGCUACGCAUGCCUCCUCCCCUGGCUGUGCCGGCCGCUGCCCCUGGCCGCGAUGCUGCUGCUGCUGGGCGGCGGCGGGCGCUGGGGCUUCUGCCCGCGGGCCUGGGCCCAGGAGGCCGGUUCGGAGGCAGCUGGGUCCCCGGCGAGUGAGGGCGCAGAGGCACAGGACCCGCACGCCAAGCACCUGUACACGGCCGACAUGUUCACGCACGGGAUCCAGAGCGCGGCGCACUUCGUCAUGUUCUUCGCGCCCUGGUGUGGGCACUGCCAGCGAUUGCAGCCAACGUGGAACGACCUAGGGGACAAGUACAACAGCAUGGAAGAUGCCAAAGUCUACGUGGCGAAAGUGGACUGCACAGCUGACUCUGAUGUGUGCUCUGCCCAGGGAGUUCGAGGAUACCCUACAUUAAAGUUUUUCAAGCCUGGACAGGAAGCUGUGAAGUACCAGGGUCCCCGGGACUUCCAGACACUGGAGACCUGGAUGCUGCAGACGCUGAAUGAAGAGCCUGAGACGCCAGAGCCAGAAGCAGAACCAGCUAGAGCCCCCGAGCCGAAGCAGGGCCUAUAUGAGCUCGUGGCGAGCAACUUUGAGCUGCACAUUGCACAAGGCAACCACUUUAUCAAGUUCUUUGCUCCAUGGUGUGGUCACUGCAAAGCUCUGGCUCCAACCUGGGAGCAGCUGGCUCUGGGCUUCGAACAUUCUGAAACUGUCAAGAUUGGCAAGGUCGACUGUACCCAGCACUAUGAACUGUGCUCUGGAAAGCAAGUCCGAGGCUACCCAACUCUCCUCUGGUUCCGAGAUGGCAAGAAGAUUGAUCAAUACAAAGGAAAGAGGGACCUGGAGUCGCUGAGAGAGUAUGUAGACUCACAGCUGCGGAGCUCAGAGAGGGGGUCCGAGGAACCCGUGGAGCCCUCUGAAGCCCCGGUGCUGGCUGCAGAACCUCCUGCACAGAAGGGCACUGUGCUGGCACUCACUGAAAGUAACUUUGAUGACACCAUUGCAGAAGGAAUCACCUUCAUUAAGUUCUAUGCCCCGUGGUGUGGACAUUGUAAGAAUCUGGCACCUACUUGGGAGGACCUCUCUAAAAAGGACUUUCCUGGUUUGGCAACAGUCAAGAUUGCAGAAGUGGACUGCACUGCUGAGCGGAAUAUUUGCAGCAAAUACUCGGUACGAGGCUAUCCCACAUUGCUGCUUUUCCGGGCAGGAAAGAAAGUCAGUGAACACAAUGGCGGCAGGGACCUGGAAUCCUUGCACCACUUUGUCCUGCUUCAGGCAAAAGACGAACUGUGA
Molecule: messenger RNA, 1299 nt
Organism: Elephantulus edwardii (Cape elephant shrew)
Lineage: Eukaryota; Metazoa; Chordata; Mammalia; Macroscelidea; Macroscelididae
Gene: TXNDC5
Product: thioredoxin domain containing 5 (endoplasmic reticulum)
Exons: 10
Coding region: 1-1299 (432 amino acids)
Biological process (GO): protein folding
Cellular component (GO): endoplasmic reticulum
Molecular function (GO): protein disulfide isomerase activity
Source: RefSeq, a predicted model, not a curated record